Messenger RNA from Vigna radiata var. radiata (mung bean), 5233 nucleotides. RefSeq names its product protein transport protein SEC16A homolog. The transcript has 13 exons. Gene Ontology annotation, biological process: autophagy; COPII vesicle coat assembly; Golgi organization. Gene Ontology annotation, cellular component: endoplasmic reticulum exit site; ER to Golgi transport vesicle membrane. Lineage: Eukaryota; Viridiplantae; Streptophyta; Magnoliopsida; Fabales; Fabaceae. The record is from RefSeq and is a predicted model, not a curated record. Bases 441 to 4712 code for a protein of 1423 amino acids.
AAUAAUCUAAAAUUGAAAAAACAGAGUUGUAUUGUGUUCUUGGUGGUGAGUGGGAAUUGCGAAAUCGAGGGCUUUUCCUCUCUCUCUCUCCAAAUACUCUCUAUACGGUUGCCUGCAAGAUUGAUAACAUGGAUCGCGGAGUUGUAUUGUUGAAUUGAGGCUCGUAGGUUUUUGCAGUUUCCGGGUACGUUUUCAUCGAUUUAUCGUCAUUGGAUUGCGUGCGUUUCAGAAUUCCCAGAUCUUGUUUUCUGUUUUGGUUAUUGAACCUUGUACUGGAGGUUCAGUUUUCAAGGGAGCAGUAGCUUCGAGAGUUUUUGUUCUGGAUCUCGAGGUUUAGCUUGACGUUGAGGUUAGGAAUUGCGAGAGGUGAAAUCUGAGGUUGAUUCAGCGUGUUUUUGUGGGAUCGAGGAUAAUCUGUGAAGGGUUAGGGUUUUAGGUCGAUGGCUUCGAAUCCUCCAUUUCACUUGGAGGAUCAGACGGAUGAGGAUUUCUUUGAUAAACUGGUUGAGGAUGACAUGGAGCCUAUUAAUUCUGGCCAUGAUGAAGGGGAUGAUGAUUCGGAUGAGGCUAAAGCAUUUGCAAAUCUGGGAAUCAGUGAUGUUGAUGCUACUACUGUAUUUGAGAAUUCUGAUGUUGGUGAGAGUGAGGUUGAAGUCAAAGGGGAAUUGGGUACUGUGGAAUCCGAUGUGAGACUUGAAGAGGAGGGGAAUUCUGUACCCUCCUCUAGUUCAGCUGGAUUUGAUAGUAAGGUGGAUCCCAGUCAUGAUGGGAUUGGGGUGAGAUCGGAAAUUACGUCUUCUUCAGCUGUUGGCACAAGUGAUAAAGUUGGUAGUUCUGGGGUUAAGGAGGUGGGUUGGAAUUCUUUUCAUGCUGAUUUGAAUGGAGGUGAUGGGUUUGGAUCGUAUUCUGACUUUUUCAGUGAGUUGGGAGAUCAGUCUGGAAAUGUUCAAGGGAGCGUGUAUGAUAAUUUAAGUAGUGAGGUGAAGCCAGGUAAUGAAGUUCAAAAUGUUGGCUUAAAUUCCUCAGGUAAUUAUGUGCAAUAUCAGGAGGGUGAAGGUUAUGAAGCAUCCGUAGAAAGCCACUCAAACAGGCAAGGUGAUGACUUAAAUGCUUCAGUAAAUCAUGUACAAUAUCAAGAGGGUCAGAAUCAUGUUGCAUCCUCAGAAGAUCACACAAAUGGACAAGAUCUGAGCAGUAGCCAGUACUGGGAGGAUCUUUAUCCUGGCUGGAAAUAUGAUCACAACAGUGGGCAAUGGUAUCAAAUUGAUGGCUAUAGUGCAACAACCACUACUCAGCAAAGCUCUGAAGCCAAUGUAUCUGCAGAUUGGACUGCUGCUUCUGCUGGAAAAACAGAAAUCUCUUACAUGCAGCAAACUGCUCAAUCUAUCGCUGAAACUUUAGCUGAAACUGGCACAACUGGAAAUGUGUCUAGCUGGAGUCAGGUUUCACAAGGGAACAAUGGGUAUCCAGAGUAUAUGGUUUUUGAUCCUCAGUAUCCUGGUUGGUAUUAUGACACAAAUGCCCAAGAAUGGCGUUCAUUAGAAACUUACAAUUCAACUGUCCAGCCUUCUGGUCUUGGACAAGAAAAUGGGCAUGCUUCUAUCAGUACUUUCUUGCCCAAUGAUAAUAGUUUGUAUAGUGAAUACGGCCAAGCUGAUAAGUAUGUACAGCAGAGCUUUGAUAGCCAGGCUAUAGAUGGCAGCUGGAGUGGUUCAUAUGGCACUAACCAUCAGCAAGGUUUUGACAUGUAUACAACUGGAACUGCUUCAAAAGGGGAUAAAAUAAGUUCUGGGGGCAACCAACAAAUUCAUCAUUCUUAUGGUCCAAGUAUUUCUGAGAACAAAGAUCAACAGCAUACUUCUAGUUCUUUUGGAUCAGCUACAUUGUACAAUAAAGUGAACCACAAUCACGGUUUGGCUAAUGGAACUUUUGAACCACGAAGCUAUGGCCCAAGUGGGGACACAGUUCAACAGUUUAAUUAUUCAAGCACCAACAUUGGGGAACAAAAUGUUUUUUCAAAUGAUUUUACUGAAAAAAAAAUUCCCUUUGGUUAUUCUCCGCAAUCAAUUCAAGGUGGGCAUCAGUUUUCACAUGCCCCUCAUGUUGGGAGAUCAUCAGCUGGACGUCCUGCUCAUGCUCUGGUAACUUUUGGAUUUGGAGGAAAACUCAUCAUAAUGAAAGAUCGUGAUCUUUUGAGCUCAUCAUACGGAAGCCAGGAUUCUGUGCAAGGUUCUGUUUCUGUGCUCAACAUGAUAGAAGUUCUCACAGAAAGUAUGGAUUCUUUGAGCACUGGAAAUGGUACCAGUGAUUAUUUCCGUGCUCUGAGCCAGCAAUCUUUCCCAGGUCCAUUGGUUGGCGGGAGUGUUGGAAGUAAGGAACUGUACAAAUGGUUGGAUGAGAGAAUUGCGCAUUUUGAAUCACCUGACUUGGAUUAUAAGAAAGGUGAAAGAUCGAGACUCCUUCUUUCCUUGCUUAAAAUAGCUUGUCAACAUUAUGGGAAGCUACGAUCGCCUUUCGGUACAGACACCCUACUAAAAGAAAAUGAUACUCCUGAAUCUGCAGUUGCAAAACUUUUUGCUUCUUCCAAGACGAGUGGCACACAGUUCCCUCAAUAUGGGACAGCAAGCCAUUGCCUGCAAAAUUUGCCCUCUGAAGGACAAAUGAGGGCAAUGGCUCUUGAGGUUCAAAAUCUUCUUGUCUCUGGGAGAAAGAAGGAGGCUUUACAAUGUGCGCAAGAGGGACAAUUGUGGGGACCGGCACUUGUUCUUGCCUCACAACUUGGUGAUCAGUUCUAUGUUGAUACAGUGAAGCAAAUGGCACUACGCCAGCUGGUUGCAGGGUCACCUUUGCGCACAUUAUGCCUUCUAAUUGCUGGGCAACCAGCUGAAGUAUUCUCUGUCGAUUCCUCAAUUAAUGGGCACCCUGGUGCUUCUAACAUGGCCCAGGUGUCAGCACAGGUCGAGUCUAAUGGUAUGCUUGACGAUUGGGAGGAGAAUCUGGCUGUAAUAACUGCAAACAGAACCAAAGGUGAUGAACUUGUAAUUAUUCACCUGGGUGAUUGUUUGUGGAAGGAAAGAAGUGAGAUUACUGCUGCACACAUCUGCUAUUUAGUUGCUGAAGCAAACUUUGAGUCAUACUCAGAUAGUGCAAGACUCUGUCUAAUAGGAGCAGACCACUGGAAAUCUCCUCGAACAUAUGCUACUCCAGAGGCUAUCCAGAGGACCGAGUUGUAUGAAUAUUCAAAAGUGCUUGGAAACUCUCAGUUUACUUUGCAUCCAUUUCAGCCGUAUAAGCUUAUAUAUGCAUAUAUGCUAGCUGAACUGGGGAAGGUUUCAGACUCGUUGAAGUACUGCCAAGCACUACUGAAAUCCUUGAAAACUGGCCGUGCUCCAGAAGUAGAAACAUGGAAACAAUUAGCAUUAUCUCUCGAGGAGAGGAUUAGAACUCACCAACAGGGUGGAUAUGCAGCAAAUAUGGCUCCUGCAAAAUUAGUUGGCAAACUGCUCAACUUUUUUGAUAGCACUGCUCAUCGAGUUGUCGGUGGUUUACCUCCACCUGCUCCAACAUCAUCUCAAGGAACUUUUCAUGGAAGUGAACAACAUUACCAACAGAUUGCACCUAGAGUACCCUCUAGUCAAUCCACAAUGGCUGUGUCAUCCUUAGUUCCAUCUGCUUCGAUGGAACCUAUAAGUGAGUGGACAGCUGACAAUAAUAGAAUGACAAAGCCUAAUAGAAGUGUUUCUGAGCCAGAUAUUGGUAGAAUCCCUAGACAGGAAAUGACCUCACCUGAUGCACAAGGGAAGGCACAGGCAUCAGGGGGUACUUCCCGCUUUUCACGCUUUGGCUUUGGCUCACAACUUUUGCAAAAGACAGUUGGGCUAGUCUUGAAACCUCGCCCUGGUCGGCAGGCUAAAUUGGGUGAGAAAAACAAGUUCUAUUAUGAUGAGAAGCUGAAGAGAUGGGUGGAGGAAGGUGCGGAACUUCCAGCUGAAGAAGCUGCACUGCCUCCACCACCACCAACUGCUGCUUUCCAGAAUGGGUCAACUGAAUACAACUUGAAAUCUGCAUUGAAGACUGAAAGUUCACCUCCUUUCGAGGGAUCAAACACAAGAACAUCUACCUCUGAACUGAGUCCAGGGAUGCCACCAAUACCACCCACCUCAAAUCAAUUCUCUGCCCGGGGUCGAUUGGGUGUUCGAUCAAGGUAUGUUGACACCUUCAACCAAGGUGGUGGAAACUCUGCAAACCUGUUUCAAUCCCCUUCUGUUCCAUCCGUUAAACCGGCUCUUGCUGCCAAUGCAAAGUUUUUCGUUCCUAGUCCUGCACCAUCGUCAAAUGAGCAGGCAAUGGGGGCGAUAGCAGAAAGCAAUCAAGAAGAUAGUGCAACAAAUGUAGAUCCUUCAACAACAUCUGCCACAAAUGAGUGGUCAUACCAAGGCCCUCCCGCACAUGUAUCGGCAACAGCCAUUCAGAGGUUUCCGAGCUUGGGUAACAUCCCAAAACAGGGAGCGACAGAAGGAAUUAACUCUCAUUUUUCUAAUUCACGCCGAGCAGCUUCAUGGAGUGGGAGUCCUAAUGAUUCAUUUAGCCCUCCAAAUUCAGGCAAUAUUAGGCCUUUAGAUGCCUCAAGAUUUAUGCCCAAUGAAUCUUCAAUGCACACUCCAGCAAGAAAUAGCAGUUAUGGAGAAGAUCUUCACGAGGUUGAACUCUGAGCAGAUGCUCAAGCUGUAAAUAUAAUUUUUGUUUUUGAUGAUCGGAAUAGCUUCUCUGGAUGAACGAAACAGUGGUACACACAAGUGGGGUGCACAGAAAGAGAUCAGAGAAUAACAACAGAUAUGUACCCUUUCCUCUUUUCCGUAUUUUUUUAUGUCUCCAACUUCCAACUCCCAACCUGGUGAUGUAUGAUUAAAUGUGGUCGACUGGAGUGUAGAGUAGGUUUUGUUUUUUUGUAUUGUUUUAAAUGCCACGGGAGUUGGCAGUGGACACCGUCUGAGGAUUAUGGAACUGGUGUGCUACAACAAUGGAUAGGACCACCUACUUAGGUGAGUAGUACAACUCAUUUGUUCAUUUUAUUAAACAAGGAAACUCCUCACGAGGAAAGAUCACCUCAACAGUUCAACCAUAAAAGAAUAGUGUACUGAAUUGUGAAAUAUAAUUUUGUUAUAUUCUAUUUCUUUCUUCCAAAUUUGUAUAUGACGACAACAAAAUCCAUAAAAUUUAACUUAUUUAAUCU